Adineta steineri is the source of this 1656-nucleotide messenger RNA. The record is from the annotation of a GenBank genome assembly. Lineage: Eukaryota; Metazoa; Rotifera; Eurotatoria; Adinetida; Adinetidae.
AUGUCUUCAUUCGAAUCAUCAUCAUCAUCGAUGAAUAUACCUCCACAAACGAAAAGUGAUUAUGAAAAUGCAGAAGAAGAAAAACAAGAAGCUUCAGAUGUACGUCAUCUGGAAGAAAUGGGUUAUAAGCAAGAACUUCAUCGUGGUUUUUCUUCAUUUAUGUCAUUUGCAUUUUGUUUCACAUCAACUAGUGUUGUAGUAUCAAUUGCACUAAGUUUUGAUUAUACAUUAAAAACAGGAGGAUCAGGUGUGGCUGUUUGGUCAUGGAUGAUUGGAUCCUUAUUUACUAUACUUGUUGCUUAUUCUUUGGCUGAAAUCUGUUCAGUUUAUCCAAAUGCUGGAUCAGUUUAUCAUUGGUCUGGUCAACUUGCAUCUGCUGAUAGUGCUCCAUUAAUAUCAUAUUUUUGUGGAUGGUUAAGUUUUGUUGGAAAUGUCACUGGUGAUGCAUCAUAUUGUUCUGGCUUUGUAAGUAUUUUAAAUGCUGUAAUUAUGCUCCAUGAUAAACCAUCAUUAAGUACAACUGAUCAAGUCCUAAUAAGUAUUAUUGUUUUAUUUACAUGGAGUGCUAUAAAUACACUUCGUAUUAAUCAACAAGGAUGGAUAAAUAAUUUAUCAGCUAUUUUUCAGCUAAGUGCAACAUUAAUUAUUGUUAUUGUUCUGUUUAUUAUGACUCCAAAACAUGCAACUGUUCAUGAUGUCUUUUUUUCUACUUAUAAUGGUACGGGUUUACCAUUUGUUUAUGUGUGUUGUAUUAGUAUUCUUUCCACUCUUUUUUCGUUAUCUGGUUAUGCAGGUAGUGCUAAUUUAGCUGAAGAAACAAAAGAUGCUGGUCGAACAGCACCUAAAGAAAUAGUUUUGACAUGUAUCUGUAGUGCUAUUGCUGGAUUUGUUUAUUUACUUGCUGUUCUUUUUACUAUUCCAAAUAUUGCACAAUUUGUUAAAGACAAUGAAGAGAAUGAGAAUGAAAAUGGUGACACAUUAGAUGAUACUGUGGCUACUUUUAAACUAGCUCUAUCAUAUCAUGGUACAUUAAUAUUAACUAUUCUUCUUCUCAUUAGUUUUUAUUUUGCUGGUGUGGCAUCUAUUACAUCAACAACUCGACUUUAUUUUUCAUUGGCUCGAGAUGGUAUUUUUCCAUUAUCACAUUAUUUUCGUUGGAUCUAUGAAGGAACCAAAGCUCCAUUAGCUGCUAUUAUAAGUGUAUUUGUGAUAAAUUCUAUUCUUUUGUUAUUUCAACUCAUAUCAACAACAGCUUUUUAUGCUUUUAUUACUCUUUCAACAAGUAGUUUACAAAUAUCUUAUUUAAUCCCAGUUUUAUUACGAUGUACAACAGCACGAAAAACAUUUGUAUUAGGUGAAUUUAAUUUAGGUAAAUUAAGUAUUCCAAUAGCAAUUAUUUCAUCGAUAUGGUUAACAAUUACAUCAAUUAUUUUAUGUCUUCCACAAGAAUAUCCAAUGACAUGGACAAAUAUGAAUUAUUCUAUUGUAGCUAUUGUUGGAGUUUUAUUUCUUGCUGGAAUCUAUUGGUUUGUUUCUGCUCGUUAUUGGUUUACUGGUCCUAAAAGAACUGAUUUCGAUACAACUCCAUUAUUAUCAGGACACGUCAUAAAUGAAAAUGGUGCAUCGAGAAUAAGUUCACCGGCUAAACAUAUUUAA